UUGCCCGAGAGUUUCUCUUUUUUUCUUGCUGCUCCACGAAGAACCAAGGCUCGGAAAGUUCCCCCACAGAGGAAAACCGCGACACGUUUUCUUCUGAGCGAAAUUCCGCACACCAUUUCUUUUGCCAGCUUCAUAUUAACACUUCCUUCGAUAUGAUUCUUCUCACCCAGAGCUAUUUCACCGCCAGUUCCUGCUUCGGUCCAUUCCGAUGACGGAAGUUCACUGUAGUAUGCCUAGCGGAGAUGAUGAAGAUACGCCGGCCAAAUGCCGAGAGCGCCGGCGCCGUAGAAUAGAGAUGAGACGGUUAGCAACAGUAUCGUCGGCGAAUCCAUCGCCUUCUACCGCUCAUCACCAGAAAGAGAAUCAAACUGGUACUUCCGGUUUUGAGAAGAAGCGUGGUCAGAAAACGGACGGCGACGGUAAUCCGGAGAUUUCAUCGUCUUCGUCAUCGGGGGAGGACGUGAAAACUGUGAGAGCUUCACCAUCGGUACCCCAGCCGGUUUUUGGGAUGAUGUCGGUUUCAGGGAGGUCACGUGAGAUGGAGGAUGCAGUAUGUGUGAGCACGUGCGUUCUUGGUUCAGAAAAUUUCCGACGGCAAGUGGUGCAUUUCUUCGCCGUCUACGAUGGACAUGGAGGCCCUCACGUGGCAGCAUUAUGUAGGGAGAAGAUGCACGUGUUCGUACAGGAGGAAUUUUCGCGCGUUAUUAGCACUCGCGGGGAAAAUGAGAGUGGCGGCGGCGGAAGUAGCGCGGGGGAGGAGGUUAAGUUUGAGGAGGAGGCGACUUGGAGAAGAGUGAUGCGGCGGAGCUUUGAGAGAAUGGACGAAGUGGCACUCAGUACUUGUGCCUGUGGGAGCGUCGGAGGUCAGUGUGGUUGCCAUCCCAUGGAGGUGGCUCUAGGCGGUUCUACCGCCGUCGUCGCUGUGCUCACGCCGGAUCACAUAAUAGUCGCCAACUGCGGCGAUUCACGCGCCGUCCUUUGCCGAGGAGGGACAGCCAUUCCGCUUUCUAUUGAUCACAAGCCUGAUAGAAAUGAUGAGCUAGCAAGGAUUGAAGCUGCUGGAGGACGGGUGAUUUUCGUAAAUGGAGCCCGUGUUGAAGGAAUCCUUGCCAUGUCCCGUGCGAUAGGGGACAAAUAUCUCAAGUCAGUUGUAAUAUCGGAACCUGAAGUUACUUUCACCAAAAGAGAAUCAGAGGAUGAAUGUUUAAUACUUGCUAGCGAUGGUCUGUGGGAUGUUCUUCCAAGUGAGUUGGCUUGUGAGGUAGCUCGUGAAUGUCUCCAAGGAGUGGCAGCUACUACUACUACUACUACUACAAUAGACCUCAAUGCUGUGCCUCAAAUUGAAGAAGAAGCGGCUGGAACUUCUUAUCCUUCUCGAAGUGCAUUGGCUGCUGCAUUGUUAACUCGUCUUGCUUUAGGGCGGAAAAGUACAGACAACAUCAGUGUCAUAGUUAUUGAUCUAAAAAGGAGUUGAGAAAAAAAAAAGAAAAGAAGUUAAGGUUUGACCAUGUGGACGUUUGCACAACCUUGUUCUGGAUUGGAGGAGGCAUGAUUCAUUAAUAUAUGCCCCUCGUAGGUGAGAACUUAUUUCUCUAAUGAGUAGGUUUGCGAUUGAAUUUAUUAGUUGAAAGUUGUGUUGUAGAGUCUGAUGAGUGAAUGUUUUGGUAUUCUAUGUCAUCAUGAAGCACGAAAGAACUGAUGAUUGGAAGAAUUGUGUUCAUAUAAUCCAACAUUCUUCCAGCCACAUGAUGUUGUUGAGGAGCUUUUAUGGUGGAUACAAGCAUGGUCUUACAUCUCAAAAAGAUGAAGCUUUCUUCUUUUUGCUUGUGAAUUACAUUGGACAACAUUUUGUUAUUGUAUCAUUACAAGGUUUGUUGUAUAUUUUGCCUUGCUUGGUAUAUUUUGCAUUGGUUACAUAAUUGAUUAGAAUGUGUUGGUAGUUGAAGUCACAUGUUAACAUCUGAUCAUAUCUUUUUAUUAGAACUUGGUUGGUGAGAUUGAGAUUCGUUGGUAUUAUUUCAAGUAAA
Cucumis sativus (cucumber) is the source of this 2027-nucleotide messenger RNA. Its product is annotated as probable protein phosphatase 2C 75. Bases 209 to 1474 code for a protein of 421 amino acids. Gene Ontology annotation, molecular function: cation binding; protein serine/threonine phosphatase activity. Gene Ontology annotation, cellular component: nucleus; cytosol. The record is from RefSeq and is a predicted model, not a curated record. NCBI's taxonomy places the organism in Eukaryota, Viridiplantae, Streptophyta, Magnoliopsida, Cucurbitales, Cucurbitaceae. Gene Ontology annotation, biological process: protein dephosphorylation. The transcript is spliced from 4 exons.